GGGAACCACCGCAACGGGGCACAAACCUCCACUUACGCCGUUUUAGAUGAUCGAUUCAUAUAUCAGAUCAAAUUUUCCCUAAAACGUCUUCACGGAGCUCGCAUUUGGAUCCUAUCCGAACUCCCAAGACGAUGAACAAAGAAAAUAUCGGUGUAGGACAACUAUCAGAUGAACAAAAGGCUCGAAUUUCCGCAAAUUUCAGAGCUGCGAAGGCUCUUCUUGAUCGCAAACGCCCCCGAGAUGCCUCCAUGGCCUCCAAUUCUUUUCCUCGAAAAAUCGGGGUUGUGAAGGGGAUUGAAACUCCACCGGUUGUUAGCAGUGUCAAUAGACUGCCUCUUGCAGACAUUUCAGUGAACACUCCCACUCCAUUUAGGGAUCUUAAGUUAAAUCAGAGCGGGUGUCUCAGCAGUUCGCAUUUCAAGGUGCCUUCUGUUGAUAAAAGUAAUGGUGGCUUGUUUGCCAGGACGAGGGGUUUGCCAGAUGAGAAUGAAAAGCCUCUCACUUCGUUUCAGACUCCAAUCCGACAAAUAAAUUAUAGUGAAACUUCAUUUCAAACUCCAGUCAGACAAAUAAAUUGUAAUGGGAGCUCAUGUGCCAAGGGAGUUCCCAUGAGUAGAUUUGACUUCAACCAAGGCUCUCAUAACCCAAAUGAGAAUAAACCAAGCUUAGAUUCAUUCAAAACUCCAAUCAGACCUGUAGAUUGUAAUGCAACUUCAUCCGUAACUCCAGUGAGGCAACAGACAUGUUAUAGUCUUCAAGAGAUCUCCACAAUAAUGCCCACUAUUUUUUAUGAAGAUUUUGAUGAUUCCAUUCUUGCUGAAAUCGAUGAGAUAUGUGAGUCUGAGACAAAGUCCAAGAUAGUAACCGAGGAGUCUAGCUGUGACAUUCAGUUGAAGAAAGCACAUGCUGAAAAGAACAACUAUGAACUUAAAUCCAACUUGAGUCCUGUUGGGCUAGAGAACUUCAAAACUGAUAAUAUCUUGGAGGAAAAUUCUGAGGCUUUGAUAAUUAAAGGCAUGCCUACAGAGUAUGCAAAAUAUAUGCAGUCUUUAAAUGAUAAGCAACGUGAAGCAGCCUCCAGUGACAUUUCAAUACCUUUAAUGAUUGUUGCGGGUCCCGGAAGUGGUAAGACAUCCACCAUGGUUGGGCGAGUUUUAAUGCUUCUUCACAAGGGGAUUGAAGCAUCCAACAUAUUGGCUAUGACAUUCACCACAGCAGCUGCUUCAGAAAUGAGGGACAGGAUUGCAGCAGUGGCUGGAAAGGCAACAGCAAAGGAGCUCAUGAUCAGCACCUUUCAUUCAUUCUCAUUGCAACUGUGUCGAUUACAUGCUGAGAAGGUAGGUCGAACACCAGAGUUUUUGGUGUAUGGACAGGGGCAACAAAGAAAAGCAGUGAUUGAAGCUGUUCGUCUCUCAGAGAGUGGAAAUAAAAUAAAGAUUUCAGAUUCUGAUGACAAACUUUGUGAGGAGUCUAAUGUCAUUAAAAGCUGCCCUGAAGACUUCAGAGAAAAGUCAAAGAAGUGGAUGAAGUUUGUGGCUCAAGCUAAAGCUUCAGGAAAAAGUUAUGAAGAUUGUAAGAAUUCAGGAAAUGCAAUUGGAGCUGCAAUUCUUACAAAAUAUGAGGAAAUAUUACAAUCAUGUAAUGCUUUGGAUUAUCAUGACUUAAUUAUCUACUCCGUCAAGCUGCUUACUGAUUUCCCUGAAGUUUUCAAGGAGUGUCAAGAAUCAUGGCAAGCUAUUGUAGUAGAUGAGUUUCAAGACACAAGUAGCAUGCAAUAUGAUUUAUUAAAACUUCUUGCAUCACAUAAACGCAUAACUAUUGUUGGAGAUGAGGAUCAGUCGAUCUUCAGUUUCAAUGGUGCUAAUGUAAGCGGAUUCAAGUCAUUUCGCAAAGAUUUUCAACCUCACAAGGAGGUCAGAUUAAAUAAGAAUUACCGUUCUACCCGUUGUAUAGUUGAUGCUGCAUCAUUUCUUAUACAAAAUAAUUCAAAAAGAUGUCAGUUAAAUAAGGUUUUGACUGAUAAUUCUUCUGGUUCUAAGAUUAGUGUCAAAGAAUGUUGUAAUGAGGAUGCACAAUGUUCAUUUGUUGUUGACAAAAUAUUAGAACUCACUUCUUCAUCUAUCAAAGGCAGUUUUGGAGAGAUAGCUGUUCUUUACAGGAGACAGGUUUCAGGUAAAGUGUUCCAAACAGCUUUUCGUGAAAGAAAAAUUCCAUUCAAUGUUCAUGGAGUUGCUUUUUAUAGAAAAAAGGUGGUAAGGGCUAUUAUAUCUAUGCUUAGAACAACAUUGGUGGCAUGUGAUGAUGGGUCAUAUAGGCGAGUAUUUAAGGCCCUGUUGCCUCUUGAAAAAGAUGAAAAAAAGAAGGUGAUUGAUCAUAUUAAUAAAGUUUCAACUGUAAGAAAAUGCAGCUUCAUAUCUGCUGCUUCUGAUAUAUUUAGUGCAAAGAUUUCUGGUGUCUUCAAAAGGAGUCACCUCACUCAAGGACGAAAGGUGUUGGUUACUUUAGACAUGAUUUCAAAGCUUGUUCACAGGGAACAAUCCAUUUCAGCUGUCAUCACAUCAGUAGCCAACUAUAUAUUACAGAAGUAUGUUCUUGAGCAACGAGCUGUUCUUGAUGUUGAUGGAGGGAAGUUGCUAAAUGAAGAGCAUGAUCUUAGAUCAGUUCUCCAAUAUUUACUAGAUGAUGUCUCUGAGUUUUUAAAAUCAUACGACUUUGAUUUAGAUGAAAAAGAUAAAGAAGAAAAAGAAAAAGAAAAAGGGUGUGUAAAUGUACUUAAAUCUUUUAUAGAUUUUAUAUCUGAAAGAGAAACAGAAAAUUUUCGUGUGAGGCGACAUGAUAAUGAUCAUGCUGUUACUCUUACUACCAUUCAUCAGUCAAAAGGAUUGGAGUGGGACACUGUCUUCAUAGUAAAGGCAAACGAAUCUGAAAUACCCCUUUUGCAUGAAUAUAACGGUGUCACGAUAGAUAAAUGUGCCUCCCUUGAGGAGGAAAGACGUUUACUAUAUGUGGCAUUAACUCGGGCAAGAAAGAAGCUUUUUAUUCUUUAUGUCACUAUGGAUUCAAAUUGGCAGAUUCUUCGACCUUCACGUUUCCUCAAAGAAAUUCCAACCCAUCUUCUAGAAAUUCAGGACGAGUCUAGUUCUGUUUAUUUACAAGGGAAGAAGCAGGAGAAUAUUCCAAAUAAAAACUCUGGUUUUACUGAUGAUCUGGUAAAAGUAAAAGUAAAACCGGAGACUGAUGAAACAAACAGUAAUUUAUUCGAUCAAGAUUCCAAAGAAUCAAGUGAAAUUAUCUUUCCAUGCAAUGGCAAUGAUUUCUUAAAAAGAUUCAGCAGUGAAGAACGUGCAUAUGUUUCACAUUUAUUCCAUCAAUGGGCCAAAAAAGCAGCAUUCAAGGAACCAAAGAGGUUGCUUAACAAGGUUGCCUUUGUCAUUGAUGAACGACUUAGUGCAAAGAAAUCUGCACAAAAGGAUGUUCUUCGGUCACUGAAGUCAUGCUUGAAGACCAAUGAAGCAUUCCAGUAUGCUGAAAAUAUUCUACAAUGGCUAGAAAUUCCUGCAGACAAGCGUGCAUAUAUUACAAGGGAAAAACAAGAACAUUUUCAAAAGUUAAGGAUUGAAACCGCAAUGGAUACAUCUGAUCCUACCUCUAAGCAGAUUGCAUUCCUACAGAGUUUAGGAUGCACCACAGUCCCAACUUCUCGUCUCCAUGCAUCACGUUUAAUCGAACAGUACAAGUCAUUGUAGCAUGAUUUGUACAAGUCAUUAAAGCAUGUUGCUUUAUUAUGGUAUAAUUAUAUAAGCGUUGUUGGGUUGAAUGAAUUAACGUGAUUUUUCGUUUGAUUUUAUGCAAAUUGCAUGUAAAAAUAUAUAGUUUACGCAAA
Messenger RNA from Lactuca sativa (garden lettuce), 3883 nucleotides. Lineage: Eukaryota; Viridiplantae; Streptophyta; Magnoliopsida; Asterales; Asteraceae. The record is from RefSeq and is a predicted model, not a curated record.